Molecule: messenger RNA, 1459 nt
Organism: Echinops telfairi (small Madagascar hedgehog)
Lineage: Eukaryota; Metazoa; Chordata; Mammalia; Afrosoricida; Tenrecidae
Gene: THPO
Product: thrombopoietin
Exons: 6
Coding region: 174-1232 (352 amino acids)
Biological process (GO): positive regulation of hematopoietic stem cell proliferation; thrombopoietin-mediated signaling pathway; cell population proliferation
Cellular component (GO): extracellular region
Molecular function (GO): hormone activity; cytokine activity
Source: RefSeq, a predicted model, not a curated record
GGACCUGGGUCCCUGAGCCCUUCUCCACCCGGAUAGAUACCAGACGCCCUUCCUCGGCCCAUCUGGGCCCCGCCCCACUCUACCCAGAAGUGCCAGAGCCCAAACCGCCUCCAUGGCCCCAGGAAGGAUUCAGGGGAGAGGCCCCAUACAGGGAGCCACUCCAGCCCGACACCAUGGCCAGAAUGGGGCUGCCUGACUUGCUCCCGGUGGUCAUGAUUCUCUUAACUGCAAGGCUAACGCUGUCCAGCCCAGCUCCACCUGCCUGUGACCCCCGACUCCUAAAUAAACUGCUUCGUGACUCCCACGUCCUUCACAGCAGACUGAACCAGUGCCCAGACUUCAACCCAUUGUCCACACCUGUCCGACUGCCCGCAGUGGACUUCAGCUUGGGAGAAUGGAAAACCCAGACGGAGCAGACCAAGGCACAGGACGUGCUAGGAGCCGUGACCCUUCUGCUGGAGGGAGUGAUGGCAGCACGGGGACAACUGGGACCCACCUGCCUCUCGUCCCUCUUGGGGCAGCUGUCUGGACAGGUUCGCCUCCUCCUCGGGGCCCUGCAGGGCCUCCUUGGAACCCAGGGCAGGAGCACAGCUCACAAGGACCCCAAUGCCAUCUUCCUGAACUUCCAGCAUCUGCUCCGGGGAAAGGUGCGUUUCCUGCUGCUUGUCGUAGGGCCCACCCUCUGUGCCAGGCGGGCCCUGCCCACCACCGCUGUCCCAAGCAGUCCCUCUCUCUUCCUCAUACUGAACAAGCUCCCAAACAGGACUUCUGGACUGCUGGAGAGAAACACCAGUACUUCAGCCAGAACUACUGGCUCUGGACUUCUGAACAGACUACAGGGACUCAGAGCCAAGAUUCCUGGUGUGCUGAACCAAACCUCCGGGCCCCUGGAUCAAACCCCUGGACACGUGAACAAAACACCUGGGCCCUCGGAUGGAACUCUCGGACUCAUUCCAGGGCCCUGGCCCGGGGCCCCAGACAUCCCCCUAGGACCUGCAGAUACAGACUUACUGCCCCGCAGCCUCUGGCCUGGACAUUCUCCUUCUCCAGCCCAGCCUCCUCCUGGGCAGGACCCGCUCUUCUCACCCACCCCGACCUCACCCACUCCCAUGGCCCCGCUCCGUCCUGAGCCUCCUCACCCCUCUGCUACCACCCCCAACCCAUCCUACCAGAGCCCCUCUGCCCCAGGCCUGCCUCUACUCCCAGACUCUGCCUCUGGCGGGGCAAGGUAAUGAGGCUGUCCACAUGGGCCUGUGCUGUCUCUUCCACACAAAGGCCCAGGUGCACACGGCCCCUCAGCCACAGUGCUUGCUUCCACUGGGAACCCAGAGCCCCGAGGAAGAGUGGAUACUCGAGACAGAAAGGGGGAACAUUUUUGCACAGUAUAUCAUAAAACUUCAGAAGCUAUUUUUUUAAGUGAUCAAUAAUAUUCAUCAGAGCAUUUACUUAACAUUGGUAA